ACCGAUCUCCUCACCAUGGCGUGGAUCUACCGGUGCAACAUGAUACACUAUUGUGAAAUGAUGCUAACAUACUGACAGAUGGCGGCGGCAUACGAGGCUACGCUAGCUUGAUUAUUCUCCAGCGUCUCAUGCACGAAAUCGCCGAAUGCGAGAAGCGCUUGAUUGAGGAAGAAGGACCGGUAGCGGACUCGGAAAGGACGACUUUCAACGAAGAUGAGCUACUGCCAUGUCAUUAUUUCGACUACAUGUACGGAACGAGCACGGGCGGUCUCAUAUCAGUAAUGCUGGCGCGGCUUCGCAUGACAGUGCCCCAGUGUCUUGAGAUCUAUCGUCAAGUUGGAGAGGAUUUGUUCGGACACCGCAGGAAUACGCUCCCGCUGGCCACAAAGUACCAUCACAAGCCCCUCGAAAAAGCCGUGAAAACGAUAGUCAGCCAGUACUGCAAGCAUCACGAAACCUGCACAGGCGAUGACUGGCAUCCAUGGAACGUCGACGAAGACAAGUCACAGAGUAGCUCUUCCGCCUCUAGUAUCUCUGGUCACACAGAUCGGAUUUGCCAAUCCAUUUGCCUUACUGCCACUCACUCUGGAAUGAUUGAUGAGGCUUACUUGUUGCGGACCUACGAUCACCGUUAUGAUCCACUCAUUGCUCCCGUGUGGGUGACACCUUACAAUGAGGGCGCUGACAAGCUCAAGAUUUGGCAAGUCACGCGUGCGACUUCAGCAGCACCUUUCUUCUUCAAGAUGUUGGAAGCGGAUUUCGGUGAUAAGCAUAAAACUGGCUUCAAAGAUGGAGGAAUCCGCGAAAACAAUCCUUCAUACGCUGCCUAUAGCGAACAUGCUUCAUUGAAGGGCGACGAGCACGAACCUGCUUUACUACUAUCGAUUGGUACAGGAAGACCAGAUACUAAGAACGACGGUUUCGCUUCAGUCUGGCCAGGACCUUUUGGGAAGGUCCCUUUGUUGCAGAAAUGGUCUGAAAAGUUCGCUGUCUUCAAGAAUGUUCUGAUCAAGUACACUGAGGGGGAGGACCGUCAUAAGAUGAUGCGCACCAUCGCCCGGGGUGAACACCGCUGGUACAAGCGCCUGAAUGUGGACGAAGGACUCCAAGAUAUGCCGCUCGACGAAUGGGAAGAAGGCGUUUGGACUAACUCUGCUACCGGUAUCACUAAGAAAGUUCCUGGUGGGAAAUCCCUUUCAAAGAUGGAAAACGUUACACACGACUACCUGGACAGAAACGACGCAAAGACAAAGCCUCCGCUGCUGGAAUAUGCCCCACCGAAAGUCAUGCUCCAGCAAGUCGCAGAGAGACUGGUUCGGCAUAGACGCUUGAGGGAAGCCACGAAGCAUGAUGACCUCCGCCGCUGGCAAACGCACAUGGGACAGUGGCUGACGGGCACCUUGAAAGAGGAGGACGGAAAGGCGACACCUAAGCCUGGUAUCAAGUCUCAGUCGAGGAGAUCAAGUGCACAAACGUCAUCGUCGAAUCCACCAAAGGCUGCCCCAGUAGGAACAUCGACUCCAAUCUUGUCCGACUCUACAAACCUAUCAAGCCCCGGUCCUACUGGGAAGACCACUCGCGUUGUCUCGUCCCAUUUGACACAGGACGAUGUUUGCGCAAAAGAGCCGCAUCAGAGCGCGCAAGUGGACAUCCCCGUGAUCGUCACCUCAGAGCCUACCGAGCUUUUUGGUACCCAGACCAAGCGUUGAAUGUGCCAGGGCAAAGGCCCAAGUUCUCAACACUGUGCUGCCCCAAGGCAGACAAUGCAUAGGCCGAAGAGUUUUUGCCGUGGCGUGCAUAAGCAUGUUAGAGCUUCAUCAGGACCCAGCGGUCGUCAUGCCAAAGUCUGGAAACGAAACGGGUUUGAUUCCUCCAACGGUACGGAUAUGCAUCCCUCAACGGGUUCAGUGAGCCAUUUCGAUAACGCACUACGCGACUUGCAUAGCUCGCGAGCAAGAUGGGUCCACGUCACGCAACCACGGUUGCGAUUACACAUUUUAGUAUCCAUCAUUUUCGGCAUAGCGAAUCUGUAUAGCAUCUGGGGUACCGCAUUCUUCCAUCAACUGCAGGCGUUUGGAUUUUGGAUAAGUAUAACACCACUGCAUUGCAUGAGAUACCAUUUCAUAGUUACAUCUUCAUCG
This is a messenger RNA of Paraphaeosphaeria sporulosa, 2141 nucleotides long. Its product is annotated as FabD/lysophospholipase-like protein. The record is from RefSeq and is a predicted model, not a curated record. Gene Ontology annotation, biological process: arachidonate metabolic process. NCBI's taxonomy places the organism in Eukaryota, Fungi, Ascomycota, Dothideomycetes, Pleosporales, Didymosphaeriaceae. Bases 129 to 1709 code for a protein of 526 amino acids. Gene Ontology annotation, cellular component: membrane. The transcript has 2 exons.